UACAGGAAACAGGAAUCAUGCUGAAACCAAGUGGACUUAAAAUCCCAGGCAGGGCUGGGAAGCACUCCAGCCCAGUGGGACGGGCAUCAGGGACCACCACAGCUGCUGUCACCACUGGCUCAAAGGAAGGCUCACCUUUACACAAACAGGGUACCACGUCCACCACCAGCACCGAGAAGUCGGGUUCAAAGGUUGCCGAGGUGGGCGAUGAUUUCCUGGGAGACUUUGUGGUGGGCGAACGCGUCUGGGUGAAUGGAGUGAAACCAGGUGUGAUCCAGUACCUUGGGGAAACACAGUUUGCUCCGGGCCAGUGGGCAGGGGUUGUUCUGGAUGACCCGGUGGGUAAGAAUGACGGCUCUGUCGGAGGAGUGCGCUAUUUCGAGUGCCAGCCGCUGCAGGGGAUUUUUACGCGACCGUCCAAGCUGACGCGGCAGCCGGUGGCUGAGGGCUCGGGGAGCGACGCCCCCUCCGUGGACUCCCUGACUGCUCAGAACUUGUCACUGCACUCGGGAACGGCCACGCCGCCUCUGUCCAGCCGCGUGAUCCCGCUGCGGGAAAGCGUCCUGAACAGCGCCAUGAAGACGGGCAACGAGUCCGGAUCGAACCUCUCGGACAGCGGGUCUGUGAAAAAAGGGGAGAAGGACUUACGGCUUGGAGAUCGUGUGCUGGUCGGUGGGACAAAGACAGGAGUCGUGCGCUACGUGGGAGAGACGGAUUUUGCCAAAGGAGAGUGGUGUGGAGUGGAGCUGGAUGAACCCCUGGGGAAGAAUGAUGGGGCAGUUGCUGGUACAAGGUAUUUUCAGUGCCCACCCAAGUUUGGCCUCUUUGCUCCCAUCCACAAGGUGAUCCGGAUCGGGUUCCCAUCAACCAGCCCUGCCAAGGCCAAGAAGAGCAAGCGGAUGGCCAUGGGAGUGUCAGCCCUGACCCACAGCCCCAGCAGCUCCUCCAUCAGCUCUGUCAGCUCCGUGGCCUCGUCAGUGGGGGGCAGGCCCAGCCGCAGUGGGCUGCUGACAGAGACCUCUUCUCGAUAUGCCCGGAAGAUCUCUGGCACCACAGCCCUGCAGGAGGCACUGAAGGAGAAGCAGCAGCACAUUGAACAGCUGCUGGCAGAGCGUGACCUGGAGCGGGCAGAGGUUGCCAAAGCCACCAGCCACAUCUGUGAGGUGGAGAAGGAGAUUGCUAUCAUGAAGGCCCAGCACGAGCAGUAUGUCACAGAGGCAGAAGGAAACCUCCAGCGAGCACGAGCCUUGGUGGAUGGGAUGCAGAAGGAGAAAAUUGAGCUGUUGAACCAGCUUGAAGAGGAGAAGAGGAAAGUGGAGGACUUGCAGUUCCGUGUGGAGGAAGAAUCCAUUACCAAAGGGGAUCUGGAGACUCAGACGCAGUUGGAGCAUGCCCGAAUACGGGAGCUCGAGCAGAGCCUGCUGUUUGAGAAGGCACAGGCUGAAAAACUCCUCAGAGAAUUAGAGGACACCAGGUUAACCACGGUGGCAGAGAAGUCCAGAAUCCUGCAGCUGGAGGAGGAGCUGAGCCUCAGGCGCAGCGAGGUGGACGAGCUCCGGCAGUGCCUCCAGAGCUCCCACCAAGCAGAGACCCCUGAGCACAACCUGGGCUUGCAGUCAGAGGCUCUUCGGUUGAGGGAUCAGUUACUGUCUGUCAACAAGGAGCAUCAGAAAGAGAGCAGCCAGCUGAAGGAGAAGUAUGAGAAGACACUGAAGAAGUACCAGCAGGAGAUGGAGAAGCUGAAAUCUGUCAAUGAGAAGUACUCGCAGGAGAUUGUUGACCUAAAGCAUAAAGUUCAACAAGCCACCAAUGAGAACAUGGGGCUCAUGGACAACUGGAAGUCCAAGUUGGACACGUUAGCUUCUGACCACCAGAAGUCUCUGGAGGACCUGAAAGCCACACUCAACUCAGGCCCUGACACCCAGCAGAAGGAGAUUGUGGAGCUGAAGGCAGUGGUGGAGAGUAUAAAGUUGGAGCACCAGCUUGAGUUGGAGAACCUGAAAGCAAAGCAUGACAUUGAGACAGCUGUCCAUAUAAAGGAGAAAGAGAGUCUCAAACUGAAGCUACAGGAGGCUUUAGAUGAAGUGGAAAAAAGCAACAGCAACUGGAAAAUGCAACUGGAAACCAAAAGCAGUCAGCACCUUCUUGAGCUCCAAGAUGUGAAGGACAAGUGUCGAGAUGCUGAGCUGAGGGUGCAUGAACUGGAGAAACUUCAUGGUGAAUAUACAGAUCAGACACAAGCAAUAGCUUUCUUGAAAGAGCAGAUAUCUUUGGCUGAAAAGAAGAUGUUGGACUAUGAAACAUUACAGAAAACGGAAGCCCACAGCAAACAGGAAAUCCAAAGAUUGCAGGAAAAAGUGCUUGUCUUAGAGAACAAGCUGCAGUCCAUGGAGGCCCUGCAUCCUUCUCAGCAUGCAAAUAUGAUUGAAACUAAUGAUAUUUCAGAAGAAAAGAUAAAGAUGAAGCAGACUAUGGAAGACCUUCAAGACAAGCUGAGUAAAAGAGACAAAGAGGUGUCAUCCCUGGUGACCCAGACUGAAACUCUAAGGGCCCAAGUAAGUGCUCUGGAAAAUAAAUGCAAAACAGCAGAAAAGAAGGCUGAUUCAGUGUUCAAAGAGAAGAAGAGGUUGGAAGGAGAACUGGAAGCCUUGACCAAGAAAACACAUGAUGCCUCAGGGCAACUAGUCCUGAUCAGCCAGGAGCUGCUCAAGAAGGAAAGGAGCCUGAACGAGCUGAGAGCUCUGUUACUGGAGGCGAACCGGCACUCCCCGGGGCCCGAGCGCGACCUCAGCCGGGAAGUGCACAAAGCUGAGUGGCGGCUGAAGGAACAGAAGCUCAAAGAUGACAUCAAGGGGCUUCGAGAGAAGCUGGUUGUGCUGGACAAGGAGAAGGCAGUGACGGACCAGCGGCGCUACUCCCUGAUUGACCCCUCCUCGGAGUCAGAGGUGAUCCGGCUGCAGCACCGGCUCGUCAGCACCGAGGAUGUGCUGCGCAACGCCCUGGAGCAGGGACACCAGAUGGAGAAGCUUAUGGAAGCAAUGAGACUCUCCUCUGAGAAAACACAGACUGUUGGAAAUUCUGGCUCUGCUAACGGGAUUCACCAGCAGGAUAAAUCCCACAAGCAAGAGGAGAAGCUCUGAUUGAUAGAGAAGAGGUGAAAAGGAUCAUUUCAUGCCAGUAUCAGCUCCUCUGCACAGUCAGGAAAAACAGCACCACA
Molecule: messenger RNA, 3217 nt
Organism: Cinclus cinclus
Lineage: Eukaryota; Metazoa; Chordata; Aves; Passeriformes; Cinclidae
Gene: CLIP2
Product: CAP-Gly domain containing linker protein 2
Exons: 16
Coding region: 18-3140 (1040 amino acids)
Biological process (GO): cytoplasmic microtubule organization
Cellular component (GO): nucleus; microtubule plus-end; cytoplasm
Molecular function (GO): microtubule plus-end binding
Source: RefSeq, a predicted model, not a curated record